AUGCUAUUAUUCGUAUCCCACCGGCCCAAUCCUAACGCCGUCCACGACCGAUUCUCGACCACCACUUCGUCUAUGUGUGUAAGACAACCCGUGCUUGGCGGGAUGACAGCUGCGGGCUGCAUGCCCGAUACAAGCCGUCUUGUUUCAUCCUUUGCCACGUGUACGCCGUUACAGCCAAAACAUGCGGGGUUCGAGUGCUUUGGUGGGGACGGGAUUCACGGGAACUGGUCCACUCCUCGGCCUUCAUUGUAUCGUCUCAAAGCGGGAUCUGCCCCACAUCCUCAUUCCAGUCUUGAACUAAGAACGACAAGGCCUGAAGGGAAAGUCCCUGUUUACAGCGCGGUCCUGAGAAAUAGUGUACCAGAGGUAUCUCAGUUGCGGGUCCAUUGUUUACAGAGGCUCUCAAGGUCGAGUUUAGGCGCGCCUCGCCAUCCACCGCCAGGCUCCGCGGGAUUUACGAAGAUUACUUUCGCCCUCGCCCUUGUCCUCGUCAUCCUCGUCUCGAGACAUUGCGAGCCGAACAACGGGCCAUCCGAGGCGCAUCUUGAGCUUCUCGAUCACCUUUACCGUUACUUCAAUGCGACGGCCGCAUACCGCAUCGAACUGGGAGCCGACACGACGAUUGAGGACAUGCGGCUCAAGACCUUUGCAGAUGCCUUUUUUGCGGAUGUCAUAUUGAAACGAUGGUCAACCGACGGCGAGUCCGGUGACUAUGCCGGCGUUGGUCAGAGGCAAUUUGGGUGUUCGGCUCUGGGGCUCUGCUAUUUUCGUCUCAAUUACAAUUCAAACAUGCGACGGACAUGCCAUUCCAUCUCAGUCACAAUUGGGCAUGUAACGGACAUUUCUCUGAUAUCCGACGGACCUGCCAUCUGA
This is a messenger RNA of Chaetomium globosum CBS 148.51, 873 nucleotides long. RefSeq lists its product as uncharacterized. The coding region runs from base 1 to 873 and encodes 290 amino acids. The record is from RefSeq and is a predicted model, not a curated record. The transcript is spliced from 4 exons. NCBI's taxonomy places the organism in Eukaryota, Fungi, Ascomycota, Sordariomycetes, Sordariales, Chaetomiaceae.